UAAUUUAGAUCAUAAAAAUAAAUUCAUAGAAAUAUUUUUCCAUUGCCGAGAUUUAAAUCAAACACUCUAAACGAUAAUCGUAAGGCAAAUACUAACGAAACGACCCGGGUUAGCAAGGUCGUACUAAUAACUUAAUAAGUAAAUAACUAUCUCACGAGUUAAACAGGCAAACUAGAAAGGUGACCAAAACAAAGAGAGGGGAUGAGCGGAGCAGGAGUUCCAGACUUCUUCUACAGAGAAGCUCAACGACUUGGCUAUGUUGCUCGUUCUGCUUUCAAGUUACUGCAAUUACAAGAGAAAUACAAGUUAAUUAAGCCAGGUUCAUCUGUGCUUGAUCUGGGCUGUGCUCCUGGAGCUUGGCUUCAGGUAGCUUGUCAGAGCUUGGGUCCUCUCAAAAAUGGUGGGACUGUUGUGGGUAUUGACUUAAAGAAGGUGAAAGUCCCUUCUACUUAUUGUGAUGCUAGGGUCCAAACUGUUUGUGGUGAUGCUAUGAGUCUUUCUAGGGACCAUAUCAGAUCACUGUCUCCUAAGAAGGGAUUUUCCGUCAUACUAUCAGAUAUGUGUCCCUUAGUUUCUGGAAUCAAGUCGAAAGAUGCAGCCUUGUCAGCUGAGUUAGGCAUGCGAGCCCUUGACCUGGCUGUUGGAAGUGCUGCUCUUGCCCAAGAAGAUGCCGAGCCUGAGACGAAAGAGGAGGCUGAUGAUAAGGGCAUAUUGCUCCCUGGUGGCAACCUUGUCAUUAAGCUUUUGGAGGGUGAAGAUAUGAAAGAAUUUGGUCAAAUUUGCAAACCAAUCUUCAAAAAGGCGUCGUGGUUGAGACCCAAAGCUACAAGAUCAACUUCAAGAGAAAUAUACUUGAUUUGUCAAGGACUGCGUCCAUGAAGUUUGGAGUUUCUGAAAGGAUCUAAGAUUUUGUGUAGGAACUUAUUGUAUGUAGGCUCUACGAGUUUAUUGACUAGCGAUUUGAGGAAAAUUUUUAAAACAAAGAAGAAAUUCAGAUAAAUAAAUCAUUUUGUGUAUAUGUAUAAUGGCUUUUGUGUAUAAUGGCUUUUGUGUAGGCUCUCUGUGAGUUUAUUGGCAGACCAAUUUGAGGAAAGAAUUCCAAUCCAAACAUACUUGAUUUGAGGAACUUAUUUUAUGUAGGCUCUACGAGUUUAUUGACUAGCGAUUUGAGGAAAAUUUUUAAAACAAAGAGGAAAU
Messenger RNA from Chenopodium quinoa (quinoa), 1197 nucleotides. Its product is annotated as ribosomal RNA large subunit methyltransferase E-like. The transcript has 6 exons. Gene Ontology annotation, biological process: RNA methylation. Gene Ontology annotation, molecular function: rRNA (uridine-2'-O-ribose)-methyltransferase activity. Bases 202 to 879 code for a protein of 225 amino acids. Lineage: Eukaryota; Viridiplantae; Streptophyta; Magnoliopsida; Caryophyllales; Amaranthaceae. The record is from RefSeq and is a predicted model, not a curated record.